AUGGCCCUCAUCGCUUCUUCUGGAACCUUACUUGGAAACUGCAAACCUUGCCAAAAAAUUAAGAUUUUUUGUUGGCGUCUGGGGCACGACAUUUUGCCUACUUACGAGAAUAUCUCUAGAAUCCGGAGGGACUUAAACAGCAUGUGUCCGAGAUACGGUAUUGAGAGGGAAACCCUCAUUCAUGCUUUGAGAGAUUGUCUUAGUGCUAGGGUUGUGUUGCGCUAUGGGGGGUUGAAUCAAAAGCUGCUCGAGGGCACCUACGAUCGGUGCAUGGACUGGGUUGAGGAUGCUGCCCGUGUGUUGGAUAAGAAGGCUAUGUCGGGCUUUAUUGCCACUCUCUGGAAUAUUUGGAAUAGUAGGAACAACAAAGUUUUUCGUAACAUGGAGGAGGAUGCCAAGGUGAUUUGGGACAAGGCCGCGGCUUUGAAUAGGGACUUCCGUAUUUUUAAUCUGUUGGAUAGGCCGAUGAUCCCUAAGCCUAUAGUGGAAAGGGAUUGGCAGAAACCUGAGGCAGGGUUUAUCAAGAUAAACUUCGAUGCUACUAUUCAGGAGAGGUUGGUGUGCUUCGGUCUGGUGGCUAGGGAUGCUGAUGGUUUCGUUCACGGGGGACGUGUGGGCAUGACUUACAAAGUCUAG
Messenger RNA from Gossypium raimondii (Peruvian cotton), 636 nucleotides. RefSeq lists its product as uncharacterized. The transcript has a single exon. The record is from RefSeq and is a predicted model, not a curated record. Lineage: Eukaryota; Viridiplantae; Streptophyta; Magnoliopsida; Malvales; Malvaceae. The coding region runs from base 1 to 636 and encodes 211 amino acids.